This is a messenger RNA of Drosophila albomicans, 4034 nucleotides long. Its product is annotated as WD repeat-containing protein 20. The transcript has 4 exons. Bases 528 to 3347 code for a protein of 939 amino acids. NCBI's taxonomy places the organism in Eukaryota, Metazoa, Arthropoda, Insecta, Diptera, Drosophilidae. The record is from RefSeq and is a predicted model, not a curated record. Gene Ontology annotation, molecular function: protein binding.
GCUGGCAGCGAGAGAAAAAUAAAAAUUCCGCAACAACACAGAAAUUAGAAGAAGUGUAGUGAAGAAUUAAAUCUAAUUAUAACAAGCGACGCGCAAGCAUUAAGCACAUACACAAUACACACAUAUACGCAUACUGGUCAGCAUAGAAGGCCAGUUAAUUAGUAGCAAAAUACACAAAACUUAACGAUUUUUGAAACAACACAAAAGCAAAACGGGCAGGGCAGCGACAGCGACAUCAGCAGCAGCAGCGGCAGUGACAGAAGCAGCGACAGCGGCAGGUAGCAGGCAGCCCAAAACAGUUGCGUAUGUGUGUGUGUUAAGUAAGGGGAGCGCGCGCGCGGUAUGGGUUGAGGUGUAUGUGCUACGUGUGUGUGUGUGAGUGUGUGUGCGCGUGUUGUGUUGUGUGUGUGCGAGUGUGUGAUGCAAAGAACAACAACCACAACAACAACAAAGAGCGGGGUGUGUAACUAAAAGCAAAGAAGAAUUACAGCACACAACAACGACAACAAAACACACUCGCCUACGUAAUGGCCAAUCAACUGGAUGCCAAUGUCAAGGACGAUCUGAAAACGCAAUUUGUAACGCGCGAGGGAACUUAUCGCCUGUUAACGCUAUCGGAGUACUCGCGUCCCAAUCGUGUCGGCUACAGCAGCAAUCAAAGCUCACCUCAGGUGCGCGUCUCGUUUGUAACGCUGCCCAAUCCCAGCAGCGGCAGCAACAGCAAAACAAACAGCGAACAUGCCGCAACGCCAGCAGCAACAACAACAGCAAACACAACAACCGGAACAACAACAACGAGUGAUAAGCGAUUGCAGUCAAAUGGCGCAGCGACAACAACAGCAGCAACAUCAUCAACAACAACUACAACACCUGCUACACCAACAUCAACAACAACAACAGCAGCAAUCACAUUAAAUGGAGGCGGUGGCGGCGGAGAUAGCUACAAUGGCACCAGCACUGUGGACGCUCGCUUAGGCGGCGGCAUCUCGAUGCACUCGAUGACCAACGGCGGCGUCCUCGAUCAGAAUGGCAUGCUGACCAAUCAGAUCUAUGGCGGCGAUCGCAUCUGCUUCAAUUUCGGACGCGAUCUUUACGUCUAUGCGUUCCGUGGCAUCAAAAAGGGCACCGAGAUGAGCAAGCCAAUCGAUAAGAAGUUCUACAAGGGCACAAAUCCCAGCUGCCAUGAUUUCAAUGCGAAUGCCGCCACGCCCACCGGAGCACCGCUGCUGGUUGGCUUCACAACGGGACAAAUUCAACUGGUCUCACCGCAGCAAGGGCCACGUGAGCUGCGCAAGCUGUUCAACGAGGAGCGCCUGAUCGACAAGACCAAAGUGACCUGCCUGAAAUGGCUGCCGAAUUCACCGCAUUUGUUUCUCGCCUCGCACGCCUCCGGUCAUCUCUAUCUGUACAACGAGGAGUUGCCCUGUGCGGCCACAGCGCCCAGCUAUCAACCGUUCAAGGUGGGCGAUGGCUAUACGAUACUCACCUGCAAGUCCAAGUCGACACGUAAUCCGCUCUACAAGUGGGUCUUUAGCACCGACAAUUGUUGCAUCAAUGAGCUGUGCUUCUCGCCCUGCGGCUCCAAUCUGGCGCUGGUCUCACAGGAUGGCUUUCUCCGUGUCUUUCACUACGAUACCAUGGAGCUGCUGGGCAUUGCUCGUUCCUAUUUCGGUGGCUUCCUCUGCGUCUGCUGGUCGCCCGAUGGCAAAUACAUUGUCGUUGGCGGCGAGGAUGAUCUGGUCACCGUGUGGUCACUGCACGAACGUCGUGUUGUCGCCCGGGGUCAAGGACAUCGUUCGUGGGUCUCAGUGGUCGCUUUCGAUCCGUACACAACGUCCUAUACGAAUUGGGAUGGCGGUGAUUUCAGCGAUGAUGAGAAUCAACUCAACGAGUACACGGCAUCGCGUGAGGAACGUUUCUCCGGCGACUCCACGGCCAAUGGCGGUUUCGAGGGUUUCGACAAGAACUCGACGCCGUUGCAUGCAACGCGAGCGCGUCCGCAUUCGGCCUCAUUUCGAUCGGAUGCCUCGUCGGCGGCGCUGGCGCCGGAUAAGCUGGCCAUCAGCUAUCGCCUCGGUUCGGUGAGUCAGGAUACGCAAAUCUGCCUGUGGGACAUCACGGAGGAUGUGCUGCGACAUCCGUUGGCGGCGAUGCGACAGCGUGUGAACAGCACACAGCUGAACGAUAGCAGUUUUCUCAAUGGCGGCGUUGUCGAUGCCGAUGGCAUCAAAGUGAUACGACCCGUGGCCAUGGGUCAGGCCAACAAUUUCGCCGACUCGGGCAGCUGUAGUCCGAUACGCGAGGCGGCGGGAGGCGUGGCGGCUGGCACAACCGCCGAGCACAGCAAUAGCAGCUCGAGCAAAUUCUCAACGGCCAACUGCACGAUAUCCUCGCAAUCAUCCAAUGCCAAUACACCGCCCGAUGAAUGCUGUGAAACGCAGGCGACGGACGGUGCAGUGAAUACAGCGAACACAGCAGCAGCUGCGACGACAACAACAGCCAAAACGAAUAGCAAAGCGGCGAGCAGCAAUUCGUUAAAGUUUCCCAAUUGCAUGGUGGCCACCAAAUCGGAUAGCAUCGAUAGCAACAGCGGACAACAGCAGCAACAGCAGCGUGCGAUGAGCAACUCGUAUAACUCAACGUCCGGCUAUAAUAGCAAGAAUUCCAAUAGUUCCAACAAAUCGAAUUCGAAUUCACAUUCGGGCAGCGGCGGCAGCUUUAGCGCCUUCAAUAGUCUCACACAACGGCUGUCGAACUUUAGUUUUCUGAGCAAUUCGGAGAAGCGUUCGUCUGGUAGCAUUGGCUACGAUGGAACGACGGCGACAAAUCAUCGACAGCAUCGCAAAGCCAUGAGCAUGCUAAAGAGCUAUAAUCAACAUAAUCACAACAACAGCAGCAGCAAUCACAAUAACAAUCGCAGCAGCAACACCACCAAUAACUUUGCACACUCCACCACCGUGGAGUCAUCGACAUCGGGCACAGGGACCGGGAUGGGAAGCAGUGCGACAGCGAAUAGUUUUGGCUCCUUGAAGCUGAGCAAAUCGUCGCACAAUUCAUCGCUGGCCACGGCGGGACAAUCGUCGACCAGUGUCGGAAGCUAUGAUCCCAUGAAGCUCAUAGGGACACCAGCGUGUCCGCGUUUCGAGGAAUGUCCGCUGCUGGAGCCGCUGGUGUGCAAGAAGAUUGCUCAUGAGCGUCUAACGGCGUUGAUAUUUCGUGAGGAUUGCUUUUUGACGGCAUGCCAGGAUGGCUUUAUCUACACAUGGGCGCGACCUGGCCACACAACGCACGUUGCUCAGCACUUGUCGCCCAGUCAAACAGCGCCUCCGGGCGGCACGGUAAUAUAGUUCGAUAAAAUGAAUGCGGUCAACUAUCAGCGUAAUCUUGUCAAGCAGCAGGAGGCGGCGCAGUCGGUGAUUUAGGUUAGAAUGCUAGCGAUUGAUUUCUUAAAUAAUUUCCUGUUUUAGAGACAACACAAUACACGAUGUUUUCUUUUUGAUUGAUUAUUGUUUUCCCCUCUCUCUCUGUUUGUUGCGACCUUUUUGUAAUUCCACUCGUAAAUGAAAGAAAAAGAAUAUUCAUAAAGCAAAAGAAAAUAAAAACAAAAAAUCAACAUAAAUUAUAUAAAUAACAAGAAAAUAUUAUACGAGAUAUAGUUGUGUAAAACAUAACUACGAUUUAUAUAUAUGUAUAUGCAACAACAGCAACAGGCAACAGAACAAACAUUUAUAUAUGAAUACAAUUGAAAAGAUAUAUAUAUAUAUAUAAAUUGAUCUAUAUAUAUAUACAUGAAUAUAUAUUUAAAUUUGGAUUAUUAUUAGUUGUAAAUGUAUUAUUUUUAAUACGUGGAAUUUGUUGAAAACAAAGCAAAGCAUGUUUAUAACUAUUUACUAAGCGCUAGCAUAAUACACACAGAAUACACACAUUAUAAUUAUAAUAAUAAAAAGCAAAAAACAACAACAACAACUACACACACCACACACAUUUUGCAUUAGUCAACAAUGAUGAAAUUAAAAUUGAUGAAACGACAAACC